Messenger RNA from Fomitopsis serialis, 2473 nucleotides. RefSeq names its product ELMO/CED-12 family-domain-containing protein. NCBI's taxonomy places the organism in Eukaryota, Fungi, Basidiomycota, Agaricomycetes, Polyporales, Fomitopsidaceae. The record is from RefSeq and is a predicted model, not a curated record. Gene Ontology annotation, biological process: actin filament organization; cell motility. Gene Ontology annotation, cellular component: plasma membrane. The transcript has 13 exons. Bases 1 to 2316 code for a protein of 771 amino acids.
AUGGCGACGAACGGAGAAGCAGCACCAAAGGCGGCUGGCACGUCCAACACCAACGGAAACGCCCCUCAAUCGAAGAGCGGUCUCGUUCCCACUAACAAUGUUACCAUCAAGGACGGCAUGACCGUCCGUACGCGCAUUGAGCCCACUCUUCCUGUGGACGAUGUCAUCCGCCAGCUCUGCGUCAGUCUGCAAAUUUCGGAGAGACCGACUAUGUUUGCUUUGAGAGACGAGAGCGGCGAGCUGGUGACGAAUGGCAAUCUUAGGAAGAAGAUCAAGGGGAAAGUGAAUCUCAAGUUGGUGAACGCCCCAGCCAUCGAAGCGGCCGAGAUAGUGGAACGGCUCAUGGUUAGAGAUGCAAAGCUGGGACUAGCGCUGACGUCUUUGCGAAAGUACAUAAAGGAAGAGCAAUUCGCCGAUGAAUUCCUGAACAGGGAUGGUUUGGGCGAGUUGAUUUCAGUCAUCAACAGUACACACGGAAAUCAGCUAGCGUACGCCCUGACAGCGAUGCAAAACCUGAUGGAGCUGGACCAUGGCUGGGACUCGCUCGACGAGACCUUCAUACUCAAGAUCGUCCAAAUCAUCUCCUCCAAACAAUCCCUCAUCAACGUGUGCAGGCCCGCGACCGCCAUCCUGAAGAAGCUCGUUGAGGCUUCGCCCGCCAGCGGGCCGACUGCGCAUCUCGCCAGUAGCAGUAAGGGACUGCCUGCACCACCUCCAGGAUCGAUAUAUAGGUACGGCUUUGAUGCCGUCUUCGAGCAGAUGCGCAAGGAGCCGCGGUUACUCGAGACCGUUGUCGACCGCCUGGGGAGUGCAGACACGACCAUGGCGCUAUAUAGCAUGAUGCUGAUCAAUUCCCUCCUGGCGAAUGCGACAGAGGUGCAUUGGGACGAGUUCACCUCAGCUCUCGAACGGCUGAACGUGCGCAAGGCGGUCAUCCGUCUAAUGUCGUCACACACCAUCGAAGACCUCACCUCCUGCAUCCUCGACUUCCAAGCCAACAUGAUGCGCGUCACGGACAGGAUGAAGACGACACCGGUCUGGCCAGACACCGAGGACUCGCACGCCGCUGCGCUGAAGUACAUAUGGACGAGCAGCAAGGUCGACGAGGAGGUCAUCAACGUCGACAUAUACAAAUGGCGGAAGAUUGGGCUGGAUAGCGAGGAUAUCUCACAGGAGUUCCAUGAGGUUGGCUUGCUUGGAUUGCAAUGUCUGAGACACUUUGUAGCGAAGGAUCCCGACUACUGGACAAAGGUCGUACAAGAGCAGCUGAGCCGCCCAGAGGAGCGAAGAUGCCCGAUCGCUAAAGCGUCAAACGAGGUGACCGAUUUGCUUUCGGAACAUUGGGCGAUCUACGCGCCGGGGUACUCGACUUCAACGACCUUUCAGCCCUUCUUCCUCAACUUCUACAGGGUCCAUGCACUGGCUACGCAGUUCUUCCUCCGCAUGUGGAACGAGAGCGGCGCCUCUCGGGGCGACUUCCCUCGGCUCAUAGCGCUCGCUCGUAGCCAAGUAAAGGUAGCGCUCCGGCGGGAGAACGAGCGGCCAUGGCACGAGGUCGAACAGGACUUCCUCGAGAGCGAGUACCGCGCCGUCCGCGACCGACAGAUGAAGGAGCUCGAGAUGGAGGAUGACAUCAUGGCGAAGGUGCCCAUGCGCAACCUCCGGGCGAAACUGUACAAGGAGUCGGCGGAGUUCGUGAGGCAGCAGCGGAUGCACUGUCUCUUCGAGGGCGCGUGGUUCAUGAACGGCAUGCCGGUGAUGUCGGCCGGACCGCGCGAGACGAUCCGCCGCCCGACGCUGCCGUGGCGGUUCAUGCGGCUUGACAACAGCCUCAAGUACCUGCACUACGUCGACAGCCAGGUGAAGUUCUACGUGCGGAAGGGGUUCGAGGACCUGCCGGACCGGAUCGACCUCGCGACGGUGAGCGAGGUCGCGACGGGGACGUGCGUGCCGUACGGGAACCAGCUGCGCGACGUGGACAUGGCCGCGAUGCCCGCGUCGCCCCUCGCCGCGUCGCCGCUGUCGUUCUCGCUCCUGACCGCGGGCGGGACGGCGCUCGCGGACCAGAUCGCGACGGACCUCGCGCGCUGGGCGGACUGGACGGACGGCCUGAACAUGCUCCGGCGCGACGGCGCGCACGUCGCGUCGCGCGAGACGGAGAACUUCAUCCAGUCCCUGACGGAGAUCGGGCUCAAGAUCAAGCUGCUCGAUCUGACGGGGGAGAAGGUGGACAUUCCGAGCGGCCUCGCGAUGGGGAACCCGCCGGGCAACUGCGAUUUCUUCUUUUCUGACCUGACAUACGAUACGCAAGGCUGAGGCGCACUAAUAAUGACUUACCCCGACCGCCGUCGCCCGACAUACCCGACAUGUAUGCCACGCACACGCUGCUGGGGUUCUGCUGGCUGACACUGAUCUGCUUCGUUUGUAUAUCUUAUGGUAGUAUAUACGCGUCAAUUGUAUUCGUUCAAAGCUC